This is a messenger RNA of Symbiodinium natans, 1557 nucleotides long. The record is from the annotation of a GenBank genome assembly. Lineage: Eukaryota; Dinophyceae; Suessiales; Symbiodiniaceae.
AUGGCGACAGAAAACAGGACAAAGUACCGCGUUGCGAUCCUGGAGCAUGCGAAGCAGACAGGCUGCAACGACAGCCAGGCCAUCAUGGAUGCCUUGCUGAUGCGGCACGUGAAGAAAUCCGACUUCCCGGCCAUGCCCUUUGGAUACAGCCAGGACGGCUUCUUCAUUGAGCCUCCCCCGCCAGAUGUGCAGGCCUGGACAAGCACCUACCUGGCAGAAGUCGAACAGCAGCCUGGGGAUGCCGGCGGCCAUGCCGGUGCUGAAAGCACUCCCCAAGACAUCAAUCCCAGGAGGGCCGCCGAGGAUUUGCCAGACGACCCUGCAGCAUCCAGACCCAGCUUCGGAGAGAUCAUCACGCGGGGCCUUGCCCGGUUCGAGGAGCACUACAGGCUGCAGGGGAUAGCCCGCAGCGAUGAGGAGUGGAAGAAGCUCUGUCAUUCACUCCGCCAGCCGCUUCCCAUCUCCUUCCGGUUCACGAGGGCGCCCAACGCCGCCGAAGAAGAGUUCCAGCAGUUCGCGGAGGAGCUCAGGGACGGCUGCCACACUGCGCGCGGGCGGUACGUGCCGGCACCGCACAUGUUUGACUUCGCCAAGAUGGUCUCGCUGGGCUGCGAUGACCGGACGUUGAAGCAGGAGCAGCGCGAGGCUCCCGAGGCACCUCUGGCGAGACUCGGCCGGUGGCUGAGUCGCCGCGUGCCGGAGGGAUUGAUCUCCAGGCAGGAAGUGGUUUCUGCCGUUCCAGUGGCGCUGCUGGGAGUGGAGCCGGGCCACACUGUUCUAGACGUCUGCGCGGCGCCUGGGUCGAAGACGCUGCAGGCAAUUGAAAAGGCUUGUCCCAGUGGCGACAGCGAGGGCACUGGCGCAGUGGUUGCCAACGAGCUCAGCGCUACGCGCGCCUGGGUCCUUGCCCGGAGGUGCGCGCUCCUUGGCCCAGCCGCGGGCGCCGUGGCGGUGGUCCAGCACAAGGCUCAGGUCUUCCCAGGUCCGGGCCUUUUCGACCGCAUCAUUUGUGACGUACCCUGCAGCGGCGACGGCACCAUGCGGAAGCACCCGGAGAAGUGGCGAUCCUGGAGUCCGCACCUUGGCCGGGAACUCCAUGCCCGACAGCUGCAAAUUGCCAUGCGCGGUCUAGCGCUCCUGCGCGUGGGUGGUCAGAUGACGUACAGCACCUGCUCCUUCAACCCUCUGGAGAACGAGGCUGUCGUGGCCAGCCUCCUCCACCGUACCGAUGGCGCUGUGGUGCUCAAGCGGCCGCAGUCGCUUCAGGGGUUGCCGGUGCGGCCUGGAUUGCAACACUGGGAGGUCGUGGAUGAAUCCGUAGGGUUGCUGACCACCUAUGACGACAUCCUCCGCCUGCCCAAGAUGUUACGACGCCGGUACCGCCGCUCCAUGUGGCCGCCAAAGAAUGCGAAGGACCUGAAUCUCCAGCGGUGUGUGCGGUGCGUGCCUUUCCUGGCGAACACCGGCGGCUUCUUCGUGGCGGUUCUCGCCAAAGUGCGAGAGUGGCCGGCCCCCGGCGAGCCCCUGCAAUCAUCGGCAUCGGAGGCAUCCUUCUGA